This is a messenger RNA of Danio rerio (zebrafish), 1076 nucleotides long. The record is from RefSeq and is a predicted model, not a curated record. NCBI's taxonomy places the organism in Eukaryota, Metazoa, Chordata, Actinopteri, Cypriniformes, Danionidae.
AUAUUAAGCCCCGCCCACCGGUUUGACUGCCCGUCCGAGAGUGACUGCGGUUGCAGAGACCGGUUCCUCCUCUACCGGACAUUUAUGGUUUGCCUUUGGCCGUGACGUGUAACCGGCCACCGACGAUUUACAUAGUCACAGGGGGAUCGUCCGCGUAGUGAAUGAGGGAGGUGAAAGACGAUAGUGGGCCUGUGAUAAUGUCUACAGACAGAGAGCCUCCCGUCACCGCUAAACUCCUUCACCUCAUGUUUCUCUCCACCUACUGGGGAAUGCAGAUAUGGGUCACCUUCAUAUCAGGCUUUGUGAUGGACAACCAUCUAAACCGACACACAUUUGGCUUCAUUCAAAGCCGGCUUUUCCCGUUUUACCUGCAUAUCGGCUCAGCCUGCGCUUUCUUCAACCUCACCAUCUUUGCCAUGUACCAUCCCAGCAACAUGCUGGAUGACAAAGAGGCCUUCCAGAUCUUAAUUUUUUUCGUCUGUGUGACCGUGGCGGCAGUGAAUGCCCAGUGGUUUGGUCAGAUGACCUCUGAGAUCAUGGCCGACAUGCAUCUGAUUGAGCAGGCCUGUGGAUUGGGUCAGGACAUUGGACUCUCGUCCAAUCGAGAAGCUUACGCCAAACUUUGCGAGACAGACCCGAAGUAUAAAAAGCUGAGCGCUCGACUGUGGCUUUACCACCUGCUAUCCUCGCUCUGUAACCUCUGCUGCAUCAUCUGCAAUGGAUACAGCCUUUAUUACCUGGCAGAAAACCUCACCACGCUCUGAUGGCCUUCAUGAUACAUGCUGGAGUUGUGCUCCCACAAUGCAAUGCAAAACCCUCGGUUAGUGUCUGUGUGAAGACCUGCACUCAGGUACUGAAUUACCUCCAUCGGUGUCUUUUGUAUUUAUCUCAGUUGUGUUUCUUUUAGCCUGGAUAUUUGAUGUACGGGGGUGUGCGAUAUUUAUUGUCUGUGAGCAUAUUGUUGGGUUAACGAUGUGUGAGACAAAACAAUAUAUAUUUUAGUGUCACUAUUAUUAAAAAACCCCACAAGUAAACAAAUUGUGCAAUAAAAGCACUUAUUGUGUCAUUUGAAUGUA